AUGACUACAACGAUCAAGAGCAGUUUUUUGAUUGAUGAUUUACUUUCUGCUUUCAAACGACCAACAACAACAUCAGCUGCAACUACGGCAGUACCUGUAUCAAUACCAUCAAAUCCUUUUCCUAUUCCACCAAAAGAAUCUAUUCCUGUAUUGCCUAAUGAUAUAACACCAAUAUCACUUAAUUUUUUUCAACCACCUAAUCAAUUUAAUCAAUAUGCCGCUAUUAAGCCUGAAUUACAUCCAUUCUUUUUUCAUGGUUUGAGUUUUCAUGCCUAUCUUAACAGUGAACAUUCGCUCAAGCAUUGUCGUCGUCGCAAAGCUCGAACAGUGUUCAGCGACCAUCAACUUAAUGGUCUUGAAAAACGAUUUGAUGGACAAAAAUAUUUAAGUACACCAGAGCGAGUUGAAUUGGCUAAUGCACUUAAUCUAUCGGAAGCACAGGUCAAAACAUGGUUUCAAAAUCGUCGUAUGAAACAUAAAAAACAAGUUCGUCGACAAUUACAGAAUACAUCGGGUAGUCCAUUAUCAGAAGGUGUCGAUGAAGAUGAGUGUUGUGAGGAGAAUGAUAUUGAUGUUGUCAGUGAUGAUGAAUGUUACAGCAAUAAUUCUUCUUCAAAAUAA
Molecule: messenger RNA, 621 nt
Organism: Rotaria sp. Silwood2
Lineage: Eukaryota; Metazoa; Rotifera; Eurotatoria; Philodinida; Philodinidae
Source: the annotation of a GenBank genome assembly